Messenger RNA from Pogona vitticeps (central bearded dragon), 936 nucleotides. NCBI's taxonomy places the organism in Eukaryota, Metazoa, Chordata, Lepidosauria, Squamata, Agamidae. The record is from RefSeq and is a predicted model, not a curated record.
AUGGGGCUCUCUCACCUACCUGAGGCCUCUGGGGCCACAGAACCCUCCAUGGGCACCCAUGCCUACCGACCAGGACUGCUCUGCCGCUUGGAUCAGACCUUUCAAGGCCAUGUCGGGCCUGGAGAUCAGCUGUCGACGCAGCUUUACCGAAACAAACAGCUUCAGGACACCUUGAUGCAGAAGGAGGAGGAACUGGCCCGGCUGCAGGAGGAGAACAAUCACCUCAGGCAGUUCCUGAAUUCUGCUCUGAUCCAGCAGUUGGAGGAGAAAACCAAGAAGCUGCUCCUGCAGAACAACCAGAGAUGGAGAGCUUUCAAAUCUGGCAAGCGCCGGCUGAAACCAGAAAGCCCUCCUCCUCCUCCUCACGAGGUGUCCCACCCGCAAAAGGCCAGGCGGAACCUCCUGGCUGAUUUCUCCACCUGCGAAGAGCCGCCCCAUCCCUCGGUGGUGGACUCGUGGGUCCUACGCAUCCUUGGGCUCAAGGACGUCAACACCAUUGACGAGAAGUCUCCUGCUUCAGCUAACUACAGUGCCUUGACCGUGGACCUUGCGCCGGGCUCUUUCCUGGGGGAUCCCCUGGGCGUGGCAGCAGACUUUGGCACCAGCCAUAGGCAACCCGCUCUUUACAGAUGUGCUGCAUCGCACCCCUUGGGCACCACUGCCAGUGCGCCUGAGGCUCCUCUGCCGUAUCUUCCAGAGGGUCCUGCCUUGCCUCGCCCUUUGGCGCCGAGGCCGAGGAGCCCCUCUUUGCUGCCUGGCGGAGUGGCCUCCCGCGACCUCCUGCCGACCCGAGAAGACGUGGCCUUCACGGCCUCCUUGAGCCCGCACUGCAAUGUGAAAACGCACACCUUCCGCCAGGGGCAGGCUUUCGUGCGUAGAGACGCGGAUGGGGGUUGGAAACUGACGUGGGUUCCCAAGCAGCCUGAGUGAAGCCGC